AUGUUGCAGUGUCUUGUGUGGACUUGCCGGAGGGUCGUUCCCCAUGGGCACAUGCGACUGAUUGGAAGCUUCAGGGGGGGAGGAGCAGCAUGGACGCGCGUGGGUCAUAACGAAGACAACGCAGCGAAUACUGCGGAGGGUAGCGCGAUAGAUCACGUGGCAACUUACCCCGCUGAGCACCCUACUCCCCCCUGCGACAACGACGCCGCUGAAAAAAUAACCGAAGAGUACCGGAAAGCGCAACGAUUAAUCCCACUAAGCGAAAGCGAACUGCAAAAAACAAGAAACAUCCUAAUCAAAGUUGUAACUACCGAGGACAUGAAACGCCAAGUUAUGCGCUCGUGUAACGUCCCCAGUUUCUUUCUGCAAGACAUUCAUGUGAGAAACGAUUUUUUGGAACAACUCCGGGGAGACACAGUACAUGCGUUCGAGGUGAGGGAGAUUUUGCAAAACGAGCAAGAAGAAUCCAAAGACGAGAACAUUAAAGCAGGAACCAUGAAGUACGAUAAACUGCUAGCCAUUUUCCAACAGUUCAUAAAAAAAAAUUAUUACAAGCAGUGGAUUUUUUAUGAACAUGUCAGGCGAAUAUGUGACUUUAGCGAGUUGAGCGAACUGGUAAAAAAAAAAAAAAAAAAAAAAAAAGCAAGGAAGCUGUACUUGUACGUUGGACCAACGAACAGUGGAAAGACUUACGAAGCUUUCCAAAGUUUGUGUCAAUCAAGGAAUGGGUUGUAUUGUGCACCUCUAAGAAUCCUGGCAUGGGAAAUCCACAAAAAAUUAAUUAAACUGAAUAAAGUCACCAACUUAUUAACAGGCCAAGAAUUAAUUAAAAAAAAAAAUGCAACACACACAGUUUGCACAGUAGAAAUGACUCCACUGGAUAGACAGUACGACUGUGUUGUGGUCGACGAAAUUCAAAUGAUUAACCAUGAUACGAGAGGAUGUGCCUGGACAAAUGUUCUUCUUAACCUCGACUGUGAACAAAUAUACCUCUGUGGAAGUGACAACAUAAUCAAUUUGGUGAAAAAAUUAGCAGACCUUUUAGAAGACCAAUUAAUUAUAAAGCGAUUCGAACGAUUAACAAAACUGCAUGUACAGCAAAAUACAGUAGAAUGGGAAAAACUCAAGACGGGAGACUGCGUAAUUACAUUCUCAAGAAAUAGCAUCAUGCUGCUAAAGAAUCGACUGGAGAAGCUGAAUAAACGCGUUUUUGUAAUUUAUGGAAGUUUGCCCCCGGAAUUGAAGCGCAGGCAGGUGGAGUUCUUUAACCGAUACUGCGCUGAGGAGGCAAACAUAGGAGAAGUGCACGACACUCACAAAGCAGAAACAGCCGACACCAGUGACAAGAAAAAGGAAACCAUUUUAAUCGCUACGGAUGUUAUAGGCAUGGGGGUGAACAUUAACAUAAAAAGAAUUAUAUUUUAUUCUUUGCAAAAAUUUGAUGGAGAUAAAUUAAGACAGCUAUACCCUUCGGAGGUACUACAAAUAGCAGGGAGGGCUGGAAGAUUUCAUCAUGGUGUUAAAGAGCCCAUAACUGGUUACGUCACUUGCUUUCAUUCACAUGAUUUAAACAUUAUUAAAAGAAUUUUUAGCAGCGAAAAAUAUGGUGUGCUGGAUGGAAAAGUGUUGGAGUAUAGCCAUUCGGAGUAUUCCACUUUUACACAUAAUUAUGAUCAGCACGUUGAGUCCUCUAACCUUUUGAGAAGAAACGAGGAGGGGAGAUGUUCAGAUGGGCAAGGUAGCGGCGCUCACAUGGACAGGCCAAAUGACACCGCCCGUGAUGUAGCACUGUUCGGGGAAACUUCUCCUUCCCUCAAAGGGCACAAAGGGAACAUAUUAAAGAACGCCCAUUUGGUGGAUCCCAUUUUUCAACAAACAGAAGAAACAAACAACACUUGUACAAAGGCAGGAUUUUUUCCUGACUUUAACAUGAUAAAUAAUUUGAAAAAAAUGCUAGAGCAUGAACACAAAGCAAAAGUAGAGCUGCAUGAAAUUAUGACCAUACUGGUAGAUUACGCAAAGCUUAAUGAGCAUUAUUUUUUCCUAACAAAAAAUUACAACCAAAUGAUAACCAUUGCUAAAUUUUUAAAAGGCAUAAAACUGGACAACGAAACUCUCUUUGUGUAUACCCUUGCCCCAAUAAAUGUAAAUGAUGUUAAUAUAUUAAUUACGUUGAGAACCUUUGCUUUGUGUCAUGAGCUGCUAAAUUGUGUGGACUUUUUUGAGUGCAUAAAUGGAGAUAUUGUACCUGCUGCGGCUACUACAGGGGGGGGGGUUGAGGAGUUAACAGGGGGGCAUUGCUGCUACUCGGGUGCCCUCACGGACGGCUUACCUUUCCCAGGAGGCACCCUGGCCAUGAAGAGGGGCGUCCCGCAUAGCGGCGUCCAGAAUAGCGGCAACGCGAAUGGCAGCAUCGCGAAUGGCGACGCCUCCCCUUCAAAUCGUAAACAGGGUAAAGAAGAAUUAUCAAAUUGUCGCACCGAUGGGGAGAUUUCCGCCCACUCGGCGACGGACCAGAGUGCAAUUCGCCUUGACUUCCCAUUCAGCGUAACUCCAUGUAGCGCGUCCCAGGACCAUUCCAACCACCCGCACGUGGGGCUAGAGGAAUGUCUGAGCCUGCUGGAGAUUUACUAUGAAGUAAUCGACCUGUACUGCUGGUUACACACAAAGUUCCCAAGCAUUUAUACAAGCAUAGAUUCAGUAAACGAUGAAAAAAAAAAAAUCACCAACGCAAUUAUACAAGUGUUGGCACAGUCGUGCGAGGGGGAUGAGGCUGUUUGGUGGGGGAACACCGCUGCAAGGGAAAUAAUAAACGGGCUGCCCUUCCAAAAGAAUCCAUGA
Plasmodium fragile is the source of this 2841-nucleotide messenger RNA. RefSeq lists its product as uncharacterized. Gene Ontology annotation, biological process: RNA catabolic process; mitochondrial RNA 3'-end processing. NCBI's taxonomy places the organism in Eukaryota, Apicomplexa, Aconoidasida, Haemosporida, Plasmodiidae. The coding region runs from base 1 to 2841 and encodes 946 amino acids. The transcript has a single exon. The record is from RefSeq and is a predicted model, not a curated record. Gene Ontology annotation, cellular component: mitochondrial degradosome. Gene Ontology annotation, molecular function: RNA helicase activity; hydrolase activity, acting on acid anhydrides; ATP binding.